Scleropages formosus (Asian bonytongue) is the source of this 4376-nucleotide messenger RNA. Its product is annotated as neurotrypsin. The transcript is spliced from 14 exons. Gene Ontology annotation, biological process: proteolysis. Bases 483 to 3044 code for a protein of 853 amino acids. Lineage: Eukaryota; Metazoa; Chordata; Actinopteri; Osteoglossiformes; Osteoglossidae. Gene Ontology annotation, cellular component: membrane. The record is from RefSeq and is a predicted model, not a curated record. Gene Ontology annotation, molecular function: serine-type endopeptidase activity.
CCUGCGAAAGGUGGCUCGACGCGUUCCCACGCGUGUCGUCUAGUAUGAUCCCCUCUGGAGACGCGCCGAGGACGAAGAGGAGGGGAGUGGAGGAGGAGGAGGGGGGGGGCAGAGUCAGACAGCUGCUCGUUCACAGCGCCGCGCUCCCGCUUGCAGCCCUCCUAAGUCUGGAGAGACUUCCCGACACACACAGAGGGACGUGGAGGUGCGCGUGGAUCGCGAUGUCACAUCGCAGCGGCGCUCGCUCAGAAGAAGCUGUUGAAAGGACCGCACGAAGCCACGUUGGGGGUCUCCGCGCCGGCAACACUGCAUUGGACCGGGCUGCUGUCCUGCUGCUGUCCUGCUCGUGGGGCUUCGUCGCCCAGUCUCCCCUCGACCGUCCCAUGUGGCAGAGAAGUUCAGAGAUGCGAGGGUGGAAGCAGAGCUCAAGUGCCAAGAACAGGGACAGUGGGGUGUGAAGAAUGCGUGAGGAUCUGGAGUGAAUGAUACAGAGAUACAGUGUCACAGUGAUCUGGAGAUCCGCUCAAACAGCCAGGAUGGAUGCAGCUCAAGUGCUCAUUUUUGCUCUCAUCGUGUCUGCAUGUUCUGUGCUACGGAUCUCUGCAGAGCAGGUAAUCUCCGAAGACGUUAACACAAACACAGUGCGGAGUGUAGUCCCACUCUCCUGUUCGGAGGGCUUCACAGAACUCGGCUAUUACAAUGGAUCCGUGUCCCAGACGGACUCGGGUUCAGCCUGCCUCCGCUGGACCGAGUUCCCCGAUUACAUGCAGCAGUAUCCGGGCCGCGGUCUUGGCGAUCACAGCUACUGUCGCAACCCCGAUCGUGCCUCCAACCCCUGGUGCUUCUACCGCCAGAAUUCAGGGGCCAUAGGCUGGGCCUAUUGCGAUUGCCACCAGGGCGCUGCCAGGCUUGCGGGUGGCACCUCGACAAAAAGUGGUCGUCUGGAAGUGUACCUCAACGGCCAGUGGGGGGCGGUGUGUGACACACACUGGACAGACCGUGAUGCCAGUGUCAUCUGCAGGCAGUUGGGUCAAGGAGAGAUCGGCACAGCCCUGCAGCAUUCCUACUUUGGCCCCGGCUCCGGGCUCUUCCACUUUGAGCGCCUUGGCUGCCGUGGCAACGAGAACUCCCUGCUGGAGUGCCGGAACAGGAGGUUCGUCACCGGCGACUGUAACCAUGGGAACGAGGCAGGAGUCGUGUGCGCUCCACCCGAAGGCAACGGCGCCCCCCUGAGGCUAGCGGGCGGCCUGGAGGACUUUGAGGGCCGUGUGGAGGUGUACCGUAACGGGCGCUGGGGCACCAUCUGCGACGACCGGUGGGACGACAUCGACGCCGAGGUGGUCUGUCGCCAGCUGGGUCUCGGGGGCAUCCCCAAGGCGUGGUCGUGGGCUCACUUCGGGCCGGGCGAGGGCCCCAUCCUGCUGAACAACGUGCAGUGCACGGGCAACGAACUGUCCCUGGAGGAGUGUCCCCACAGUGGCUGGGAGCAGCACAGCUGUGACCACAUGGAGGAUGCGGGGGUGUCCUGCAACCCUUACACUAACGGGGUGCUGCGGCUUGUCGGUGCCGACGGUCCUUGGGAAGGCAGGGUGGAGGUGUAUCACUCGGGCGACUGGGGCACCGUGUGCGACGACAACUGGACCGAGCAGCACGCCCAGGUGGUGUGUCGGCAGCUGGGAUUCAGGGGGCGAGCAGAGCUGGCCCCGGACGGUGCCUACGGCGAGGGUGCCGGCUUUAUUCUGCUGGACGAGGUGCGGUGCGAAGGGUCGGAGGCCUCGCUGCUGGACUGCGGUCAUGCCGAAUGGGGCCGACACGACUGCUCGCACGGCGAGGACGUGGGGGUGCGCUGCGAGCGGGGCGGCGACGGCAACGUGGUCCCCGAGGUGCCGCCGGCCGCAGGACCCCUGGUCCGCCUGGUCGCCGGCGAGACCCGCAGGGAGGGCCGGGUGGAGGUGUUCCUGAACGGCCAGUGGGGCAGCGUCUGCGAUGACGGGUGGGAUGACCUCAACGCCGCCGUGGUCUGCAGGCAGCUGGGAUUUGUGGGCGUCUCCAAGGCCCGUUCCCUCGCCUACUUCGGCGAGGGCCGGGGGCCCAUCCACCUGGAUAACGUGAGAUGUUCCGGAAAGGAGGCCGCUUUGGGGGAGUGCCCAGCCGAGGGACCGGGGACCCACGACUGCCGGCACAGCGAAGACGCAGGGGUCAUUUGCGACUAUGCGCCAGAGCCCGUGCGGGACGUCGCCGCGGCAACCCAGUCCUGCGGUCUGAGGCCCAAUAUGCAGCGGCGCAGGAGGAGGAUCGUCGGAGGGGAUAAAUCGUUCAGAGGGGACUGGCCGUGGCAGGUAUCCCUGUGGCUCAAGUCGCAGUCCAAAGGGAACCACCCCCUGUGUGGUGCCACGCUCAUCAACUCCUGCUGGGUCCUCACCGCUGCCCACUGCUUCAAGAGGUUCGGCGGCGAUCCCUCUCGCUACGUUCUGCGACUCGGCGACUACCACACCGAGGAGCGCGAUGACUUCGAGCGCAGCCUGUCCCCGCAUCGCAUCGUAGUUCACGGAAAGUACCAGAGCCAGGGCUGGGAGUACGAUAUCGCUCUGCUCCGGCUGCGUGGCGCCGAGGGCAACUGCGUGGCCUUCAACCCCCACACCAACGCCGCCUGCCUCCCCGGCCCCGGGGGCAAGCGGCGCGAGAGGCCGGCAGCUUGCGUCAUCACCGGAUGGGGCGUCACAGACUCAGAGUACUCCCGCACCCUGCUCCAGGCAUGGGUGCCCAUCCUGCCCUCGUGGAGGUGCAAGAAGCGCUACGGCGAGCGCUUCACCGGCCGCAUGCUGUGUGCCGGUAGCCUGUCGGCCCACCGCCGAGCGGACAGCUGCCAGGGAGACAGCGGGGGCCCGCUGGUGUGCCAGGACGAGAGGGGGCGCUGGGUCCUUACCGGGGUUAUUUCCUGGGGCCACGGCUGCGGACAUCCCUCCUACCCCGGAGUGUACACGCGCGUCAGCAGGUUCCUGCGCUGGAUCCAGCAGGUCACACACAACAAAACCAAGAUAUGAGCCACCACCGGUCAAGGGUGGUCCUGGAAGGGAGGGGGGGCUUCAGUGGAAAGAUAAUCCACGAAAUCAUUCAACGUUUGACAUCGUGUUCCGUAUCAAAGUCCAUCGCGGGGCUCUGGCUCCAGUCUUUGCGGUCCUGUGCCCAAACCUGAACAGACUGACCAUUUCCGAGUUUCUCUAAACCUUUCCUUCGCGUCGCCAGCGGUCCCCGAAAUGGCCGCACCCGGCGUACACAUAUCAGCAGAAGAAAUGUAAAGUUUAAAAAGGCUGUGUAAAAAAAAAAAAAAAAAAAAAAAAAAAGCAGAGGAAAAUCGCACUAAAAUGACUGACCGGUUUUCAUAUUUAUUCUUAAAUGGCCCUAACUGGACUUAAGGGUGACCUAGUAUAGCUGUGAUGGGAGACUUCCUUCAAUACCCUCACUGCUGGUUAGGAGGACAGUUCACCUUCAGCGAGGAGUCUCGGAGAACUUUAUUAUGCCUUAUAAACAUUCCACGUCUGCAUGUAUUUGUGCCUUUUGUGUCCGGUCUGUUUGCCUUCCCUUCUCCAAGGCCCUGAAGGAGCUGUGGCAUUGACUCUCCCAUUGACUUGGGCUGCCAGUGUCAAUGGACCCAGGUCCAGGGGAGCGCGCUCUCAAAUCAGUGCAGCUGCUCUCUUUCGGUGACGCAAAGACCCUACAGCUCACCGUGUAAAGGGAUCAGCUGCGGUCUUUUCUUGUCAUUCUGUUGUCAUUUUCCAUGCGCUCUGGAAAGGGGGAAAAAAAAAAAAAUGCAUGUAUACGACCGGCAUUUUUCCAGCAUGAGUCGACUCCGGUGAUUGAUAGCCCCGGAAAGAGCGUCGCACGUGUAACGUAAGCCCCCGUUUGGCAGAAACGCUCAACGUGAACCCUGUAGUCUCCAACUUUGUAUGAAUCCAAGUGAGAAUCGUGUGACUCCUGGUGAAGCACUAGCCAGGCUGCGAAUUCCAGGACUCUGUUGCACUAUAGGCCCUUUGCUGAUUCCUUCUGCACCUUCUGCAGCUUUUGAUGGAGUGCCAGUAAGUCCAGGGGGUGCGGCACCGUGUCAACAAAGUGGGCUGGCCACACCCUGUCUGAUUCCAGGCCCGGUCCAGGGGCAGAGCCGUAAACCUUUCUCCGGGACCAGCCGAGUCACAUUUACCCGUAUAACAGCUAAAAGUGACUGCCUCGCAAAGAAAUUCACGCGCAGAAAGUCAGAAUCCGAAAACAGGAAAGAAAUUGCCCGAGAAAUCCAUAAGAAGCCCAGGAGCGUAUUGAAUGUAUGGGGGCAGCAGGCAGUGCAGACUUGUUGCUCGAAGGUUGUCGGUUCAAAUCCCCCU